GUUGACAUUAAUUGUACUUUUCAGUUCCUAGUUUACCGGAAAUUUAUUUGUUGUUAGUUAUUACAACGUUUAACAUUCUAAUUCUUAUAUAAAAUGUCGCACACGAUAUUACUGGUACAGCCGGGUUCUAAUCCAGAAACCAGAACCUACUCGGAUUAUGAGUCCGUUAACGAAUGCAUGGAGGGAGUGUGCAGGAUAUACGAGGAGCACUUGAAAAGGCGCAAUCCGAAUACCCCAACAAUCACCUACGAUAUAUCGCAACUAUUUGACUUCGUAGAUCAGCUUACAGAUUUGAGUUGCUUGGUGUAUCAAAAGUCUACGAACACUUAUGCUCCCUACAACAAGGAUUGGAUAAAAGAGAAGAUUUACAUAUUGCUGAGGCAAGCGGCUGGCCAUGAGGUUUAAGUUACACAUGUUCUUAUAAUUUAAUUAGGUUUACUUUUUUAAGCUAUCCGUUAAGUUCGCUAUCAAUAAAUUUUCGAAAUCUUGAAAAGCUCGUC
Phyllotreta striolata is the source of this 500-nucleotide messenger RNA. The record is from the annotation of a GenBank genome assembly. NCBI's taxonomy places the organism in Eukaryota, Metazoa, Arthropoda, Insecta, Coleoptera, Chrysomelidae.